This is a messenger RNA of Paramecium tetraurelia, 1512 nucleotides long. RefSeq lists its product as uncharacterized. Gene Ontology annotation, molecular function: protein kinase activity; ATP binding. The record is from RefSeq and is a predicted model, not a curated record. Gene Ontology annotation, biological process: protein phosphorylation. NCBI's taxonomy places the organism in Eukaryota, Ciliophora, Oligohymenophorea, Peniculida, Parameciidae. The transcript has 3 exons.
AUGGCGAAUCGACUAAAAACAUAAAUCCAAUUUAGUGAUGAUUAAUCUAAUUCGAAUACAUUUGACACUAUUGAAACCAAAAGAUUUGAAGAUCAUUAUGAAUGUCUGUAGACCAUAGGCUAAGGUGCUCAUGCAGUAGUAAAGACAGCCAGGAAAAAAGGAACAGACGAGAUCUACGCUGUGAAAAUAGUGCGUUCUGGAGAUCAGGAAAUUUAAAACAAUGUGAGGAGGACAUUUAACAAUACUAGGUGUCUAAAGCAUUCAAACAUUGCUCAGGAUAUUGAAUUGUACAUCAAUGAGAAAAGCGAAACCUCCUUUUUAGUUAUGGAGUACUGCAAUUUUCCCAGUUUGGAGACUGUCAUCAAGAAGCGUGUAUUGACAUCAGAGGAGUUAAAAGUGAUUAUAAAAUAAUUGUUGCUUGCAGUCUAGCAUUCUCACUCCAAAGGCAUUUGUCAUAGAGAUCUUAAACCUGACAAUAUACUUGUCAAUUUGGAGGAGAAUAGCAAUCCACCACAUGUGAAACUGGUGGAUUUUGGAGUUUCCCGUCGAUUUGUAUCCAAAGGACAAGAAAUUGAUAUGCUGACAAAAACAGGCAACAUUUUUUACUGUGCUCCUGAAAUAUUUCAUAGUAGUAGUUACUCAAAAGAAGUUGACAUUUGGGCAAUAGGAGUCAUCAUAUAUUAAUGUACUUUUCAAAAAUUACCUUUACAUUCCAAUGAAUUAUCAGAUUUUAUUAAUUUAUUAGGCAGUCCAGAUAAAUGGACAUUCAAAGAAUCUUUAACUUAACUUGAGUUGCCAUUAUCUAAUUUAAUAAUGUCAAUGCUUAAUCCAAAAUCAGAAGGUAGGAUAACAGCAGAGGAAGCUAUUCGACAUCCUUUCUUUGAAAUUGGAACCAUUCGUGAUGUCAUGGCUUUGUUGAGUAAAGAUAAUAUAGAACGAGAUAAUUGUGAAAGGUGUAAAUCAUUGUAGAAUAGUUUAAAAAUGAAUGAGCAAUGGGGGAAUGUAAUCAAAAAGUUACAAAAUAGCGUUAAUGAGAAUGAAAAUAUUAAUAUUAAUGAUUUAGUCCAAGACUUCGGGAAUAUUCACAUCAUCCAAAGACACACUGUAAAAUGUGGUUAAAUCCAAUUAAUGAACUCAGUUGGAAGUAGCAAUGCAUUUAUGAGUAAAUUGGGAUCCAGACAAGAAAUACUUGAUAAAAGUUGCGGCCUUCAGUUUUGUGGUUCAUCAAAUAAGACAAUCCAUCAAGAUCCCUUUGGAGACAUAUGCAAUAUUCAAAGCAGCUUGGAGAUGAAAGAAGAACUCUAUAAUUCAAAUAAUAAACUAAUCUUCUAAUUAGGAAAUAUUUUGGAUUAAAAUUAAGAAAUUACUCCAAGUGAAUGGCAAUUGUAAACACAAAAGCAAAAUAUUCAACAGGAACAAUAAGGUUCAAAAAAGAGAGGGUCAUAAGUUAAUAGGAUGCUGAACGAAUUAGGUAUUAAGGAAGUGGAUGAAAUUACUGAAGAUUAAUCUUGA